Acanthopagrus latus (yellowfin seabream) is the source of this 4555-nucleotide messenger RNA. RefSeq names its product SMG8 nonsense mediated mRNA decay factor (gene smg8). Bases 706 to 3483 code for a protein of 925 amino acids. The transcript is spliced from 5 exons. Lineage: Eukaryota; Metazoa; Chordata; Actinopteri; Spariformes; Sparidae. The record is from RefSeq and is a predicted model, not a curated record. Gene Ontology annotation, biological process: nuclear-transcribed mRNA catabolic process, nonsense-mediated decay.
UAAAGUCAUGCAAAACUGUGUGUGUAUGUGUAUGUUUGGCUGUGGCUAUUGAUGUAUGUGUAGUCUAUGUAUGAAUUUCAAAAUAUGUCAAUACAAAAUGAUAUAAGAACACAAUAAUCAUAAUUACAGUUUGAAUUUAUCUAAUAAAGAGAGGAAAAGCAACAUUCAAAAAAUCAUAAAUUCAAAUAUUCGCUGAAUUACAAAUUUAAGGUUCUUUUACUUUUCUAAUUCAACAUAUUCAGGUGGGGAAUAUCAAAAUUGUUUAUCACAACAUUUGUUUGACAGCUGUAGUUUCAAGCUACCUCACAAAUUCAGAUUUCAAAUGCAAAACGUGAUGAACUCACACAUGAUACAUUCUCAUGAGUAAUAUUUUCCAGCAGUAUAUACAUUUCUUAAAAUUAGCUCCACCUUGAACAACUAGAACAGUAAAAUGAUAUCAUGUCACUAUUUGUACUCAGGCUAAAUUUAGUUAAUAAUACUGAUCGUGUUAAAUGCAGGACACAGCCUUGUAAUUUGGCAUUUCUACUGAGUACAAUGGCUUCUUUUACUUAAUUUAAUAAAUAGACUUAUUUCCACACGAAAAACACGUGCCGUCAACAGAGGAACGUUUCACCAAGUUUGUACCACUCGGACAUUUUAGUAUACGAACCCGGAAAAAUAGCCGGAUACGAGUGCGUCGAUGUUUUUAUACCCCCGAGUUCCAGCAUGAAGGAAGCCAACAUGUCGCUCCCUGUGAGUAUGGGGUCUCUGCUUCAGGCAGCCCUGGAAGAGGACGCUGCUCAUCGGGACGACGGCCUGUGUGUCGUCGGUAUUUUCGGUAAAAGCAACAUGCAGUCCAGCCCGCCGAAAGAGUCUCUCAUCAACACUCUGGCGGACAAACACAUCUUCUCUCUGUUCGGCGUACCUGAGGACGACGGCGGCACAGCGGACAGCCACAUUCAGGCUUUCUACAACCAGGAGAGCCGGGUGCUGUACCUGCUGCUCUCCUCCGUGUCCGACAGCCGGCAGCUGCUGCGGGCCUGCCAGUCUCUGAGCGCCGGUAUCGGCCACUCGGACGCCCACGACUUCUGGAAAGGCCUGGACAGACAGCACUGCCUCCACCUGCUCUACAUGUUCUCCGUGUGCCACGUCCUCCUGCUCGUCCACCCGAAUCAGACCUUCGAUGUGUCCUACGACCGGCUCUUCAGAGCCCUGGACGCCCUGCGGCAGAAGGUCCUGCCGCUGAUCCGGGCAGCCAUCAAAGACUGUCCGGUGUCCAAAGAGUGGAAGGUGAACUGUCGGCCCUGCCCUCCGCGCCUGCUCUUCGUCUUCCAGAUGAACGGUUCUCUGAAGGUCUCUGGAAAUGGCUCGGAGUCUGGAGGAAACCCUGACAAGCCCAAGAAGCACUCUCCCCGGAGGAGGCUACAACAUGCCCUGGAGGACCAAAUUUAUCGCAUCUUCCGUAAGAGCAGGGUCCUGACCAACCAGAGCAGCAACUGCUUGUUCACUGUGCCUGCCAAUCAGGCGUUUGUGUAUGUGAUACCGACAGUAGAGGAAGACCCUGUGGGCGCCCUGCUCGGUCAGCUGCGCUCCAACUGCAUCUUGUGUGAACAAGACUCCACCACAUUGGUGUCAGGCCCGAGGCGCUACCAGCAGAUGAGACGUUCAGCUCGGCAGCCUGGCUUCGGCGGAGACUCGGGCGGCAUGUCGAUGGGCGGUCAGCCGGUGGACUGCAGCUUAAAGGAAUUCCUGUGGCAGCACGUAGAGCUGGUGUUGACCAAGAAAGGCUUUGACGACAGCGUUGGCCGCAACCCGCAGCCUUCGCAUUUCGAGCUGCCUACCUACUCCAAGUGGAUCCAGGUCGCCUCCAGACUCCACCAGGUCCUUAUAAGCAACACCGAGGAAGAAACCGCCGAACUAGCCACAAAAGUGCAAAGCCAGCUGAAGGUUUUGGAGGGUUUCCUCGACGCUGACACGAAGUUCUCUGAGAACAGGUGUCAGAAAGCUCUGCCACUCGCUCACAGCGCGUACCAAUCCAACCUGCCCCAUAACUACACCACCACGGUGCACAAGAACCAGCUGGCUCAGGCUCUGCGGGUGUACAGCCAGCAUGCGCGAGGUGUUGCUUUCCAGCGCUACGCUCUGCAGCUUCAUGAGGACUGCUACAAGUUCUGGAGCAACGGCCACCAGCUGUGUGAGGAGCGAAGCCUGACAGACCAACACUGUGUUCACAAGUUCCACCUGCUGCCUCAGCCAGGAGAGAAGCCGGACAUGGACCGCAACCCACCCAUCCUGAACCACAACAGCAGGGGGCGCUCCACCAGCUCCUGCAACUGUGGCAGGAAACAGGCUCCUCGUGAGGAUCCGUUUGACAUCCAGGCUGCUAAUUAUGACUUCUAUCAGAUGCUGGACGAGAAAUGCUGCGGGAAGCUGGAGAGGAUCGACUUCCCAGUGUUCCAGCCCAGCACUCCUGACCCUGCACCAGCCUGCAACCAGCCUGCUCAGAGAGUCCCGUGCGAGGCCUCGGGGUCUGGUGAAGCAGAGCGGCUGAAGGAGUCAACCACAGCGCAGAGCCACACACCUGGAGACACCAGCCUGAGCCUGGCUCUCAGUCUGGGCCAGUCCACAGACAGUCUGGGACCUUACGCAGACGGAGACGGAACUGAAACCCAAGUUCAGCAAAAGAGGCCGAGCCUUGUCGACCGCCAGCCCUCCACUGUGGAAUAUCUCCCAGGUAUGAUGCACUCUGGCUGCCCAAAAGGUCUGCUGCCCAAGUUCUCCAGCUGGUCGCUGGUCAAACUGGGACCAGCCAAGUCAUACAACUGCCACACCGGUCUGGAACAGCCAGGCUUCCUCCCCGGCUCUUCCUUCCUGUUGCCAUGGGACUUGGUGAUUCGCUCACGGUCAGAGGAGGACGCAGGACUGACAGAGCCUUUGGACGGAGGCACCUCCUCGUGGCCAGCACCCAACAAGACCCUGGUGGGGAAGCGAGGAAGCACCGGAGGAGUCGGUAGGAGUCGCAGGAGGGAUGAUAUGGCUCGCGUCUUUGUGGGCUUCGAGUAUGAAGACAGCAGGGGGAGGCGCUUCAUCAGCUGUGGGCCUGAUAAAAUAGUGAAGGUUUUAGGGCCAGGGGGUGCCAAAGAUCCUGCCACCAGGGUGCUAAACACCGACAUGCCACUGUACAUCCCCUCACCUUCACAGGGCCGCGGCCUGAAGCCUCACUUCGCCCAGUUGGCUCGCCUUUAUAUUGUGGUGCCUGACGCCCCGCUGGAGGUGACCCUCAACCCACAGGUGCAGCCUGGUCCUCCUCCCUGCCCAGUUUUCCAUCCGGAGCAGACUGAUAUAGUGUUGUCGCCUGACAGUCUCUGGGUGUUGCGCUUCCCUUAUUCCUACUCAACAGAACGCGGACCCUGUUACCCCCCCAAAGAGAACCAACCGCUCAACAACUACAAGGUGCUGCGAGGCAUCCUGAAGGCCACCACUGCUAACCCUCCACCACAGUGAACUUUGUGAAGAACUUCACCUUCCUGGAGCCAGUUUUAUUUAUUUACAUCUCCCGCAGGUCAAAAUCUGGCCAUGACAAACACUUUGGAGGACAAGGGUGUUGGGUUUCCAAGAAAUGUGCUGUUGAUAUUCGUAGCCCAUAGAUUGAAUCCUCUUGAUUUAGAUUUUUGCUUUAAAGCACAAUUUGAAUAAAUGUUGGGACACUUUCAGGCUCCAAAGAGGAAAAGUUCUCUCUGUAGUGCCAUCCAAACUUUGAACUCUCCAUUUUUAGCUCUUAAAAUAAUCAGUAAUGCAGUUGUUCUGACAUUUUUGGGGGUAUCGCAGACUGUCAGGCGGAAACAGGGCAGUAUGCUUCAUUAUGAGUGCUUCUCAGGUGGUCGAACAGCUUCGCAAACCCCACUCUCCCUACACCUGUCUGAUGACGGAUUGAAGCGUCGCGGUAUCAGACAGUUUCUUAAACUUUUUGGUCUUUACCCAAAACCAAAAAAACGACAUUCACACUCUUCAAGCCGUGAUUGGCCAGCUGUGCGGAGGCGAGCGAAACAAGUAGGAUGUAAACUCCGACUAUUUCUGUCACUUUUUAUUGGAACAAACAAGUAAAACACUGUGGACGUCUUCCCAGAGAGACUGUCUGAAAAUGUGUCCUGAUCAUAAUAACAAGGCUGAACUGAUGUUUAUUUAGCAGCAAAUUACUUUCCUCCUAUUAAGCCUUUAUAAGCAUAUAGAAACAUUUAAUAAAUGGUCUAUUACGCACUAUAAUGAUGUUAAUGCCUGUACGCACCCGUGAGUGGUGAUAAUGAAACAAUUAUGUUUUUUAAAAAAAAGUUUAAAAUACAUCUAUAAAUAAACAUCUGCAUACAACUACACAUAACAAAGUGUUAUAAGCCUUUGAUUCAAUGUUUAGUUGCUGCUCAGUAAUGCAUUGGGGACUUGCAGUCAAGUGUUACCUGUUUUCUAAACCUGAUUACUACUGAGAUAAACUUGCCUCAUAGACUGGGAGCGUAAGAGGAGGAUGUUCAUGUUUUUUCUGUAAAUAAAAAAACUGGCAUUAUGUGUCAGAUGUUAUUGACAA